CAUAAAUUGGCCAAUCAAGAGGGUAAGAUCUUAUUAGCCCUUUCCGAUUUAAAAGAAGGCCAAAUUCAAUCUCUUCGCACAGCGGCUAAGUUAUAUAAGAUACCAGAGAACCUACUAGACCGGCAAUCACAUACCCCUCCAAGCCCAACUAAGACAGUAGUAGACCAGUUAAUUAAGGGUAGUUAUCUAUCCUUACAUAGCACUGCACUACUCACGCAAGAGAACGCCAAUCUACACACAGCGAACGAGAAGAAGCGCCAAAAACGCAACCGGUCGCAUAGGCAGAUACCCCAUAAGGGUGGUCUAUCGGUCGAAGAAGGUCUACUACUAGUAGAACAGCUAGUUCAGGAGGAAAAAGCUAAUAGGGUAGUAUUACAUACACUAGGCGAAUUGCCUAUUCAGACAGAUCCCCCACGAACUAGGGCACCUCCUAGGUAUAUUAAAUUAAUACGUGUUGGUUGA
This is a messenger RNA of Penicillium manginii, 462 nucleotides long. RefSeq lists its product as uncharacterized. Lineage: Eukaryota; Fungi; Ascomycota; Eurotiomycetes; Eurotiales; Aspergillaceae. The record is from RefSeq and is a predicted model, not a curated record. The annotation marks the transcript as partial. The transcript is spliced from 3 exons.